Molecule: messenger RNA, 2163 nt
Organism: Phragmites australis (common reed)
Lineage: Eukaryota; Viridiplantae; Streptophyta; Magnoliopsida; Poales; Poaceae
Product: beta-hexosaminidase 2-like
Exons: 2
Coding region: 179-1942 (587 amino acids)
Biological process (GO): glycosaminoglycan metabolic process; carbohydrate metabolic process
Cellular component (GO): membrane
Molecular function (GO): beta-N-acetylhexosaminidase activity
Source: RefSeq, a predicted model, not a curated record
AACAUGUUCUUGGACAAGGAAGAGGUAGGAGAAGCAGACGAACGCUAGCGCCAAGAACACCUGGUAGAGCCACUUGGAGUCGGCAGCGAGCAGUACGCAAUUCAGACGAUUAUCUCCGUAGCCAGACCAUCACUUAUUUAUAGCGAAGAACCUUGACGUCGAACAGCAUACCAAUCAGAUGAUGCAGCGCAGAGCAGCUCAAUCCAAAGCCCUAAUGGCGGCGUCCCUUCUCCUUCAGCUGCUGCUCUUGCUGGGCUCGGCGCUGCUCUCUUGCGCGGGCACGUCGUUCCCCGUCAAUGUCUGGCCCAAGCCGGCGUCCAUGUCGUGGGCGGAGCCUCACAUGGCCGUGCCCGUGUCGCCGUCGUUCCACAUCGUCGUCUCGUCCGGGAACCCGUACCUCGUCUCGGCUGCGGAGCGCUACGCCAGGCUGCUGUUCGCGGAGCGGUACCGGCCCAUCGUCCGGCCGGCGGUCAACGUCACCACGGGGAGCGCGCUGGGGAAGCUCACCUUGGCCGUGUCCGACCUCGCCGCCCCGCUCCAGCACGGCGUGGACGAGUCCUACACGCUGGAGGUGCUCCCCACGGGUGCUGUGGCGACCGUCACGGCGGCCACCGCGUGGGGCGCCAUGCGCGGGCUGGAAACGUUCUCGCAGCUGGCGUGGCGGGGCGCCCGGGACCUGCUGGUGGUGGCCGCCGGAGUGCGCGUCGAGGACCGCCCGCUGUACCCGCACCGCGGGCUGAUGCUCGACACGGGGAGGACAUACUUCCCCGUGGCCGACAUCCUGCGGACCAUCGACGCCAUGGCGGCCAACAAGAUGAACGUGUUCCACUGGCACAUCACGGACUCGCAGUCGUUCCCCAUCGAGCUGCCGUCCGAGCCGGAGCUCGCGGAGAAGGGCUCCUACGGCGAGGACAUGAGGUACACCGUCCACGAUGUCAAGCGCAUCGUCGAGUUCGCCAUGAGCCGCGGCGUCCGCGUCGUGCCGGAGAUAGACUCGCCAGGCCACACAGCGUCGUGGGCCGGCGCGUACCCGGAGGCCGUGUCCUGCGCGGGAAAGUUCUGGCUGCCCGGCUCCGACUGGAACAACCGUCUCGCGGCCGAGCCGGGCGCCGGCCAGCUGAACCCGCUGGCGCCCAAGACGUACGAGGUCAUCGCCAACGUCGUCAACGACCUGACCUCCCUCUUCCCGGACGGCUUCUACCACGCCGGCGCCGACGAGGUCACCCCGGGGUGCUGGAAGACGGACCCCUCGAUCCAGGCCGACCUGGAGCGCGGCGGCACCCUGAGUCAGCUCCUGGAGCGCUACGUCAGCGCGGUCCACCAGCUUGUCGUGUCCAAGAACCGCACGGCCGUGUACUGGGAGGACGUGCUGCUGGACGCGGCCGUGAACGUGAGCGCGUCGUUGAUCCCGCCGGCCACGACCAUCCUGCAGACGUGGAACAACGGGCCCAACAACACCAAGCUCAUCGUGCAGGCCGGGUACCGCGCCAUCGUCUCCUCGGCGUCCUUCUACUACCUCGACUGCGGCCACGGCGACUUCGUCGGCAACAACAGCAUCUACGACGACCCGAACAGCGACUUCAACACCAGCGGCGGGUCCUGGUGCGGGCCGUUCAAGACGUGGCAGCGGGUGUACGACUACGACAUCGCGUAUGGGCUCACCCCGGGCGAGGCCCAGCUGGUCAUCGGCGGCGAGGUGGCGCUGUGGACGGAGCAGGUCGACACGACGGUCCUGGACAGCCGGGUCUGGCCCAGGGCGUCGGCGAUGGCGGAGGCGCUGUGGUCCGGCAACCGCGACGCGUCCGGCAGGAAGCGGUACGCCGAGGCGACCGACCGGCUCACCGACUGGCGGCACCGCUUGGUGGGCAGAGGGGUCCUCGCCGAGCCCAUCCAGCCGCUCUGGUGCCGCACACGCCCCGGAAUGUGCAACGCGGUUCAGUAACGACCCGGCAAGGCAACAAGCCGCUUUGGUGCCGUCCGUUCUUAACUACUGUCAAGCACACCUGCAGGCGACUAUUUAUCAUAUCCUACGUGUUAAAUUAAACAAGUUAAAGCGUGAGUGCUGAUUGUGCAAGUUGUUUUUGUACUCGUGCCACCGUUCGACACUAUUUGUUUGUUCUUUUGUUUAAUUAUUUAAAGUGAAGUGGACGGCAUGUUAUCUUA